This is a messenger RNA of Beauveria bassiana ARSEF 2860, 1512 nucleotides long. Its product is annotated as amidohydrolase-like protein. The record is from RefSeq and is a predicted model, not a curated record. Gene Ontology annotation, molecular function: deaminase activity. Lineage: Eukaryota; Fungi; Ascomycota; Sordariomycetes; Hypocreales; Cordycipitaceae. Gene Ontology annotation, cellular component: cytosol. The coding region runs from base 1 to 1512 and encodes 503 amino acids. The transcript has a single exon.
AUGCAGCACUCUGUUUUACUUUUGGCCUUGGGCAUUGCACUUGCCCAGGCAACGUCGACCUUGUUCUGGGGCGGCACCAUCAUUGCCUUCAACAGCACCGACGAGUCCCUAAGUGUCAUUAGAAACGGCUCCGUCCUUGUGACGGACGAUCGUAUUGCCGCCAUCAGUAAAGAAGCUCGGCCAGGAAAUCUCCCAGCUCAGACGGUCGAGGUCAAUAUCACUGAUCAAAUCAUCACGCCUGGUUUCAUUGAUACGCAUCGUCACGGGUGGCAGACGGCCUUCAAAACGAUUGGCUCCAACACCACCCUUCUCGAGUAUUUUUCUCGAUACGGCGAAUUUGCUGCCGCUUCUAGCUUCGAGCCGGAAGAUGUCUAUCUCGGCCAGCUUAUGGGGCUCUGGGAAGCCAUGAACGGAGGCGUGACGACGUUGCUGGAUCAUGCCCACCACACCUGGUCAAACGCCACAGCAUAUGCCGGCCUCAAUGCGUCCAUUGAAAGUGGUGCUCGUGUAUUCUGGUCCUACGCUUUUCACAACAUUUCGUCUUUGAAUUACACCAUUGCCGACCAGUUUCCCAAUUUUCGCGAAAUCGCCGAGAGCAACAUCUUCGACGGUACGACUACAGAGCUUGGUAUCGCCUUUGACGCGUGGGGUCCCAACCCCAACAUCCAGGAGGCGCAACAGAUUGCAGACUUUGCUCGCCAGUAUAACGUAUCUGUGGUGACAACUCACAGUCUCGCUGGCCCGUGGGGCAACGACAAUCUGCCCGAGGACGUUGCGCGCUUCAGUCUGCUAAACGGCACCAUUCCCGUCGUCUUCUCCCACGGCAGCUUCAUCACUGCUCAAAGCGCUGCUCUGCUGCGGUCCACCAACCAAUUCGUAUCCAUUACACCCGAGUCGGAGAUGCACUAUGGCCACACGCAUCCUCACGCCUAUGUUCUCCAGGACCAGGCGGCCCUCGGCGUCGACACACACUUUACCUACUCGAGCGACAUUCUCACGCAGGCGCGCAUCUGGCUACAAUCGGUCCGCUACCAUUUUUCCUGGAAUGUUUUGCAGGGCUGGGCUCUGCCAUGGCGGAGCCCGAUGAGCGCAGAACAGGCAUUCAAGCUGGCGACGCGGGCGGGGGGGCUGGCGCUGCGGCGAACCGACCUGGGUGUCAUCGAGGUCGGCGCCAAGGCCGACCUGGUGGUGUGGAAUGCGCGAGACUCGCUCUCUAUGCUGGGCUGGGUAGAUCCUGUGGCCGCUGUCAUGCUUCAUGCAAAUGUCGGCGAUGUUUUGGAUGUGGUGAUUGACGGCAAGUUUGUCAAGCGUGACGGCAAAAUAGUAGCCGAGCAAUAUGAGACUGUACGAGGGCAAUUUCUAGCGAGUGCGCGCAAGAUUCAGAAGAUUUGGCGAGACAUGCCCUAUCCAAGCUUUGCAGGCGAGUCCUCCAACGGAUUCCAGUACGAGGUGCCCGUCAUCGCGGAUACGCAGCGUGGAGGGGGCAAUGGUUAUGGCAAGCUGUUUGUUUAG